AUGUCUUCAAGCCCGUCCGCCCAUUUGAGCCUCAGCGCAACGAGACCCCUGAAAUCACGACUUGGAUGCAAAACCUGCAAGACACGGAAAGUCAAAUGUGGGGAAGAGAAGCCACACUGCCUUCGGUGCAGCAGCACAGGUCGAAAGUGCGAAUAUGAAAGCCACAAAUACCGCGCCCGAUUCUCCACUACUUCGGCUUCGGAUAUAUGGAGCAUCGGCAUCCUCGAUACGCCUCUUUCAUCAUCGCCGAAUACAGUCUGGCGUGAGCGUCGUGCUUUUGCUUUCUAUUUUCAAUCAGCCGCUGCCUCCAUUGGUGGAGCGCUGGAUCUGGAUUUUUGGCGGACGAUUGUUCCCCAGGUUUGUCGGAGUGAACCCGCGGUUUGGGAUGCUAUGAUUUGCAUCAGUGCACUGUUCGAAACCCCUGAUCCUUGUCCGAAUCUUAUUCCGUUGCGGCGCACUCCUCAUGCUCUUAAUCGAAAUCAUCAAGAUGCUCUGGACUGGUAUGCACGCUCUGUCUCUGCUGUUCGACGGGGGAUAUCGCGUGGCAGUGUUGAUGCUUUUGUGGGACUGAUCACCUGUAUCUUGUUUAUUUGUAUCGAGUCCCUCUUCGGAAGCUUAGAGGAGGUCAUUCGACUCUACGCUCAAGGUGUGCAGCUCAUUCUCACCUUGCGCGCUCAAAGGGCCUUCGAAAAAUUGGCUAUGUUAAAGGAGACAAUCAUUCCGAUAUUUGCCCGAUUGGCAAUUUUCUCUCCUAGCACCACUUGGCAUCUCGCCAUGCCUUUAUUGAAGGAACUUGAUGAAUACGUAUCACUAUCUACCCAAGGAUUUCCUUCCCUGAAGUCCGCUCGGGAGACGCUUGUUGUGCUCGCCGCAGAGAUUCCAAUCUUGGAGUUGGCCUGCGAAGACUAUUUACAAAGCUCAGGAGCCUGGUAUAUAUCAGACGAAUUGAUGCAACAGCAAGUGGCUCUUCUCACUCGUCUUGAGAGUUGGCAUAUUGCCUUUACGAACUUGAUGAAAUCUCUUCGCUCCAUGAAAGCCGGGUUGCCAGCGUCGCAAGUUAGCGCCAGCGCCCUUCUCGUAACGUACUACGAAAUGUUAUCCGUUAUUCUCGCAGUGUGUGUGUCGCCAAUGCGAGUCACUACGGAUGCCUUUACAAAAAACUUCCAAACUAUUGUCGAACAGUCUUCUAUUGCGUUGGAUCACUCUGUCCAAUCCAACGGCAUCCUUCCACCGUUCACAUUUGAAAUCAGCAUCGGCCUCCCACUUUGGUUCACUUGCCUUCGCUGUCGCGAGCCUACAAUUCGACGUACGGCACUAAAUCUCCUCGCUCGAUCACAUCGCUUUCAGGGACUUGUCAAGCGCGAGCACGGUACUAUCGUGGGUGAAAAGAUCAUGUUACUAGAAGAAGCGAUCGCCAAGUCAAACUUCUCUCCUCCUGCGGCAGAGUACACCACGCCAGUUAAUGAACCGGUCUGCUAUGGAGAUAUGAGCCCGGACAGUCCUUUAAACAUCCCGAUCUUCCAUGUUCCGGCAAGUCCUUCCCCUCCUCUCUCUGAGUUCGACAUGGAUGCCAGAAAAUCGGUUGCACUUGUUCCUCAAGAGGCACGUAUCAGACCUCAUGAUAUAUUUCGACCCCAGGAUGGCCUACCCCCUGGAAUAACGGAGGAAGACAUAGCACAUUGGGGACGAGCUCGAGAUCAGUUCUUUAUGCAAUUUUCAUGGAAUGAGUGUGAUCCGUCCAGAGACACCUGGAAAAUGGUCUUUGGAUGUGUACCGAUUGAUGUAUAUAAUAAACAUGGUGAAAAUGGGUGA
Messenger RNA from Penicillium verhagenii, 1812 nucleotides. RefSeq lists its product as uncharacterized. The record is from RefSeq and is a predicted model, not a curated record. The coding region runs from base 1 to 1812 and encodes 603 amino acids. Lineage: Eukaryota; Fungi; Ascomycota; Eurotiomycetes; Eurotiales; Aspergillaceae. Gene Ontology annotation, molecular function: DNA-binding transcription factor activity, RNA polymerase II-specific; zinc ion binding. Gene Ontology annotation, biological process: regulation of DNA-templated transcription. The transcript has a single exon.